This is a messenger RNA of Poecilia reticulata (guppy), 168 nucleotides long. Lineage: Eukaryota; Metazoa; Chordata; Actinopteri; Cyprinodontiformes; Poeciliidae. The record is from the annotation of a RefSeq genome assembly.
AUGCCUCAAUUAAUUCCUACACCGUGAUUAGCAUUGCUAAUCUUUUCCUGAACCAUUUUUACCGCCAUUGUUCUUCCAAAAGUACUAAAACACUCUUUCCCAGACAACCCCACCAUUCCAUCUAAACAAAAUUUACGUGAAAACAAAUGAGACUGAUCAUGACACUAA